ACAAAAAAAUAACCAAACUGUCUAACGUUAGCAGUUUGUUUUUUUCAUGUUAAAAAAGGCCCUACACUUUUGACAGUACCGGAAGGCAGCGUCACUUCUCUUGCAGAUGAAGUUGUUGCCCCUGUAGCAACGUUAACGUCACAUGUCAACGGAGACAGCUGAUGAUUAUACGCCUUUACGACUUUAAGUGAGCGGAAAACAAUUUCAAGGAAUGAUUCCAGAGUUGUCCAACCCCUCAGUGUGUAUGAGGGACCCUCAGAGAGUACAGGAGAUCCUACAGUCCAUGGUGAAGGCUGGCUCCAACACCGUGCAGGUGAUCUCAGAUUUUGACAUGACCCUGACAAGAUUUGCAUACAAUGGCAAAAGGUGCCCUACGUGUCACAAUAUCCUUGACAACAGCAAACUUCUGUCCAAUGACUGCAAAACGGAGCUGAAGAAACUGCUCAACACAUACUACCCUAUAGAGAUUGACUCUUCACGGUCAAUAGAAGAAAAGCUGCCCCUCAUGGUGGAGUGGUGGACUAAAGCUCAUGAACUGCUGGUAAAGCAGAAUAUUCGGAAAGACUUGCUGGCCAUGGUGGUGCAGGAGUCUGAUGCCAUGCUGAGGGAGGGCUACAAGCUCCUCUUCGACCACCUGUAUGAGCACAGCAUCCCUCUGCUCAUCUUCUCUGCUGGAAUAGGAGACAUUCUGGAAGAGGUUAUUCGCCAAGCUGGAGUCUUCCACCCCAAUGUAAAAGUCUUCUCCAACUACAUGGAUUUUGAUGAGUCUGGAGUGAUGAGGGCUUUUAAGGGAGAACUGAUCCACAUCUACAAUAAAAGGGAAGGUGCACUGCUCAACACUGGCCAUUUCCAGGAGCUGCGGACGCGGCCUAACGUGCUACUGCUGGGAGACUCUCUGGGAGAUCUGACCAUGGCUGACGGGGUGCAGGAUAUGGAAAACAUUCUCAAAAUUGGGUACCUCAAUGACAAGGUGGAGGAGAGAAAGCAGUCUUACUUGGACUCAUAUGACAUUGUGUUGUUAAAAGAUGAGACCUUGGAUGUCCCUAAUGCUAUAAUGCUCUACCUUACUGGCAACAAUUGAACCGAGAGUAACGCCGCUGGCCAUAUGGUAUUAAACACCCCAGUGCCAUCAGGUGAGGAGGCCCUUGCUCAGAAAGUGCCAGUUGAAUGCAUAUUUACAACCAACUAAGAAUGUUUGAUGAUUAUUUAUUAUUUUACAAAACUAUUCACAGGUCCAGUUGACAGCUGCAGUUCACAUACACAACGUCACCCUUUUAUAUUUUUGUUCAUUGGCUUUCUUCUCAUGUUUAUGGUUAAACUGCUUUUGGCCCAUGCUGUAUGUGAUGAAAGCCAUAUUUGCAAUGUCUACCUACUGUGCAGCAUGUGUGUGUGGGGAUAUGGGUGUUUUCUUCAUUUGUUUAUUUGGGGAAGAGAUAAUAUAAGAUUUGUCUUUACAUAGGAUGUAAUGAUAAAGGGAAAGAAGAACGCAAAACAUAAGUGGCUGUACUUUACCUGGUAUCUGGUUUGAAACUGAUUUCCAGCCUCCUACAAUAAAGCGCCUUUCCUACUAAUUUUAACCUUAAAACUGUUUUAAAAUGUUUAAUGUUUUCUUUCUUUGUCAAGUCUUCCAAGUUUUUGGCCAUAUUGUCAAGCUUACAGUACAGGUUGUAUUUGUAUGAAAACUAUGGUUUUUGUAGUGAAACACCACUGUAAUAGGUGGUGUACUAUGACACCUACACCUGUGUUUAAGAGGAAAAUAAAUGGGUGAACAAAAAUUAAAAAAA
Molecule: messenger RNA, 1784 nt
Organism: Etheostoma cragini (Arkansas darter)
Lineage: Eukaryota; Metazoa; Chordata; Actinopteri; Perciformes; Percidae
Product: cytosolic 5'-nucleotidase 3-like
Exons: 9
Coding region: 212-1081 (289 amino acids)
Cellular component (GO): cytoplasm
Molecular function (GO): magnesium ion binding; 5'-nucleotidase activity
Source: RefSeq, a predicted model, not a curated record